AUGAUUCGCAGGACUGUGAACUCGACGAACCUGAAGCUGCAAAAAUCGUUAUCAAAAUUAGCACCGAUUGAUGCCUUCCCUGAUGAACCUCAAAAAUUCGUCACAAACCUAUCGAGUACAGUCUUGUCCAAACCUCAGCUGGAAGCUCUAUCCUUGGGAUUUAAUUUCAAGUGCCCUCCAAAAAACAUAGACAAAAUUUACGUCCAAGCACAGUUCGAGCGUUUCAAUGAGCAACUCGGCGAUCUGCUUCCAUCAAAAGAGGAUAACCGAAACUGGCUUAAAGCCAAGCUGGUAGACCACGCCCACAGCUUCCUUCAUAAUCCCAUUCACCAAAACGGCAUGAUGAAACAAGAACACUAUCAAGCGCUGAAAGAACUACGGAACAAUCCAAAUCUGAUAGUGAUAAAACUGGACAAGGGGCAUGGCGUGGUUGUCAUGGACAAGAAUGAGUACAUUGCCAAAAUGAUGGAAAUACUGGACGAUAAGCACAAGUUCAAACCAGACCCCGCUCCGGAUAAUGUUCAAUUGAUAGAAAAGCAGAUCAUA
Echinostoma caproni is the source of this 546-nucleotide messenger RNA. NCBI's taxonomy places the organism in Eukaryota, Metazoa, Platyhelminthes, Trematoda, Plagiorchiida, Echinostomatidae. The record is from the annotation of a GenBank genome assembly.